This is a messenger RNA of Daucus carota subsp. sativus, 2040 nucleotides long. RefSeq lists its product as uncharacterized. The record is from RefSeq and is a predicted model, not a curated record. NCBI's taxonomy places the organism in Eukaryota, Viridiplantae, Streptophyta, Magnoliopsida, Apiales, Apiaceae. The transcript is spliced from 4 exons. The coding region runs from base 1 to 2040 and encodes 679 amino acids.
AUGGACAAGUCUUGGAUAAAGGCAGAUAGAGAUUCCUUACAGUAUGAAGUUGGUGUAGAAAAUUUCUUGAUUUUCGCGGAGGAAAAUGCUAAAAACCCAAAGAAGAUACGUUGCCCCUGUUCACGUUGUGCUAACUUCAAAAAAACUUCUGUCAAUGCAAUCAGGGGUCAUCUAUAUGAAUCUGGGUUUAGUUUAGGGUAUUUGGAUUGGAUUUGGCAUGGGGAAGAGGUUGGUAACUUUAUUAACUCACAUGCGGGUAGUUCUUGCCCUGCUAAAAUUCCAACACACGUUAGCGAAACGGUUAAAGUAUGUGAAGCAGCCUAUAAUGAUGGAGAAUGCGAUAAUGAAUCAGAUGACUUUAUGAGGUUUGUUUCCGAUGCGGAACAACCUCUUUUUGAGGGAAGUGAGUGCACCAAACUAGAGUCAGUCUUGAAAUUACAUAAUUGGAAGGCUAGGUUUGGAGUUAGUGAUAAGGCCUUCACUGAUCUUCUUGAAUCUGUUGGCUCGUUUCUUCCUAAAGGUAAUGUGCUUCCGCCAAAUAUGUAUGAAGCGAAGAAAACCUUGACUGAUUUAGGACUUGAGUAUGUUAAAUUCCAUGAUUGUCCAAAUGACUGUGUAUUAUACAGGGGUCCAGUUCUCGAGUCUUUAGAUGAGUGUCCAAAGUGCCAAAUUUCUCGCUGGAAAAUUGCAAAAGACGGUAAAGUUAGGAUUAACGUUCCAGCGAGAGUUAUGUGGUAUUUUCCGAUAAUCCCCAGAUUCAAACGGCUUUUUAAAUCUGCCGAUACUGCUAAAUUAAUGAGUUGGCAUGCGAAUAAUCGAUCUAAAGAUGGAAAGAUGCGUCAUCCAUCUGAUUCCCCUUCUUGGAGAAAUGUAGAUAGUAGGUGGCCUGAGUUUGGAAGUGAGGACAGAAAUAUACGCUUAGGAUUAGCGACAGAUGGUAUAAAUCUAUAUAAUAAUGGAUUAAACAAUCGGUACAGCUGUUGGCCAGUUAUGUUAGUAACAUAUAAUCUUCCUCCAUGGUUAUGCAUGAAGAGGAAGUUUAUGAUGUUAACAACAUUGAUUUCCGGCCCGCACGAGCCUGGAAAUAAUAUUGACAUAUAUCUACAGCCAUUAAUCGAUGAUUUAAAAAAAUUAUGGGAGGAGGGUGAACCAAAUGUUUAUGAUGCACAUAGUAAAUCCUACUUCACUCUCAAGGCAGUUCUAAUGUGGACAGUGAAUGAUUUCCCGGGAUACGCAAAUCUGUCACGCUGCAGAAAUAAGGGUUAUAUGGCUUGUCCAAUCUGUGGUGAUCAAACUGUGGCUAAAUAUUUAAAUCAUAGUAGGAAAAUGUGUUACCUAGGUCAUGGUCGAUAUUUAGACCAUCAUCAUCCUUAUAGGAGGCAGCGAAUGGCUUUUGAUGGAGAACAAGAACUUGGUGAUGCACCUGAGCCACUCAGUGGAGAAGAAGUGUUGGCGCAACAACAGAAACUUGAAUUCAGUUUUGGGAAAGGGGGAAAGUCGAAAAAGGUGGAGUGGAUGUUUCCAUUUGAACGAUUUAAUAAAAUAUUGAAGAGUUAUGUACGGAACCGAUUUUAUCCAGAAGGUUGUAUAGCUGAAGGUUAUAUUAAAGAAGAAUCAAUUGAAUUUUGCACGGGGUUCUUUACCGAGAGUAGCAGAACUGCUGGUCUUGACAAAGAUGAAAAUUUUUCUGGUCCAGUUGGUGGCGUGACAAUGAAGUCGGUGGCAGAAAAGGAACGAGAUGAGGCACAUCUCACAGUCCUCCUUAAUAAUAUUGAAGUGGAAGCAUAUAUUAAGUUGCAUAAGGAAUAUUUGGAAAGAAUUUACGAAGGAAAAAAGAAGGGUGCACAAUGGCUAUUGGGAGGGCACAAUCGACAAUUUGCAGACUGGUUUCAACAGACAGUGAGUACAGAAAUCAGUGACGGGAAAGCCAUUUCAGAAACAAUAAGAUGGUUGGCAGGAAAACCAUCUUAUUCAGUGUUGACUUAUGAAGGCUAUGUGGUUGACGGGGUCCGAUACCACACAAAGGAGCGAGAUAAUUGA